GAGCACAGUCUUUAAAGCCUUUAAAGGGAGAUGACGUCAUGAUUAUUUACAUUGCUCGAAGCUGAGGAGCAGUUCAGAGUAUCAUGGAGAGACAAAUUAGUUCAGAAGACUGGGUAGCUAUCCAACCGGAUCCAUUCCAAACCUCUGAAGCUAAAACGUCACAUCUCCGUUUCAAGGUAGCAUGGAACGAACAGCUUCACAAGGUUGCCAUUGUCUGCCAUGAAGAGGAGCAACGGGUGAUACGAAGAACCCUCAAUGUUGGAGCUCCAGGGAAAAAAACAUGUACUCCUCAACCUGGUGACCCCAAGGGUAGACCUUCGCAGAAUGGAACCAAAGAAGGUUGGACAACCCUCAUGUCCAUUCAAGAAUUGCAGUAUGCCCAUGAACAGAUGUGCCUUGUUAAACCUGAGCUUUCUGACUAUCCUCCAUCUUUACCCUUUGACCCCCGUGGCAUCUGGAGCUGGGUGUACAACAUUGAGAUUCCUGAUGACUUUGACCAACAGCUGGUGAGAUACCUUGGAACCGCAGCUGAAGUCGCCGGGAAGAAACUUGUGAUUGAUACCCUCUUCAACUCUCAUGUUGGUAUCGAGGGCUAUGUGGAGAGCUAUGGUAAAUUGAAGCAAGAUGCUUAUGAAGCUGACGUCACCAAGUGGGAGGAGCAGCUUGCAACAUCUCACAAGAAGCACUCUUCAAUUAAGAAAAUGAAGGACAUGAUGGAUAUCUACGAGAAGGAGGAUGGGAUUCUAAGUGAUCUUGCAUCAGCUCAGGCUGAACUGUUCAAUCUCUACCUCCAACCUUAUCUAGACCUUAGGGAACUAGCUUUUGAUCAUUUACUGAAUUUACAAGAGAGACUGGAGGACGAGUCUAUGAGUACGCAGGGAAGGGAGAGAUGUACCAUGGAGUACAGUGAAUGGCAGGAGCACUAUGUGGAAUCGAUUGAUGCCAUCAACAAGCUGAGGAUAAACUAUUUUGAAGAGUGUAUGAAAACGACAAAAGCUGUCGUCACUCAGAUGAAAAUGGACAGUAAGAAAUUUGGCAAAGCAUCAUGGGAGAUGGGAGGAGAGGAGCGUCUAGCCAGCCUACAGCAGACUCUCUCACAAGACUCGCUACAGCUUCUUCAAGCAAAAAGAGAUAAAUACAAGCAUGAACUGGGCAAGAUUAAACAAGAUCUGGCAUGUUUAGAUGAAGGUGCAGGAUUUCAACAGGAGUUUGAAAGGUUACAAAGAAAAGCCUUUGAUCUUCAGAUGAAACUCUUUGAUACACAGCUUAGUAUUCUACAGGAUCAGGAAUCUCAAUGCAGCAGACAACUCAAACAACUCCAAACAGAAAUCCAGGAAGCGGAGGAUAACGUGAUGUUCUAUGAUGCUGUUGAGAACAUGGAGGACCUGGAAUUAGAUACUGAUGCGGAGGAGGAGGGGCCAAUCAGAGAGGAGGAGAGUAGGACGUUGGAAGAGAAGUAUGCAAGGUCAAAGGUUUUAAGAGCAAGGCUUGCACGUAUCAACAAGAGGAAAGCUCAACUUAGAAAUAACAGGCAAAUUUGUAAGAACCAAAACAGUGAAAAAAGUGCCAGUAUUAGGAAGAAAGAGGAAGACUUUGAGAUUCAUCAUAAGAUCCAAAUGAAACGUGAUCAACAUGCAGCGAGUGAACAGAAGAAAAAAGAUUUCUUCAAUACUGAGAGACAGAAGACACUAGAAAGAUUAAAGAAUUAUAAUAUGAAAUACCCAAGUCCAAAGAUGAUCAAGCCCCACCAAUUCAAUAAAACUAAAGAGGACAAAACCAAACCUAGAAGUAAAUCAUCAGUUUCUACAGAUUCCAGAAUUUCAAAAUCCAAACUUGGUUCACGAGUGAAGUCAUCCAAGCCGAGCUCCUCACCCACUGCUGCAAAGAACUCCCGAUCAAAGUCACCAGGAUCUUCCAAAUAUACGCCCCCGCCUCCUCCUUGCCCCCCUCCUGCCGGUCCACCAGUGAAUGCUCCACCACCACCACCGCCUCCACCACCACCACCUGUUGCUCCUGCCCCACCCCCACCCCCACCCCCACCACCACCACCCCCAGGCUCACAGCUGGGUGUGGCAUCCAAGACAGGUGUUAAAGGGAGAUCACCAGAUGGUGUGAAGGUAAAGAGAGAAGCCGAGACUGCUCCUUCAUCCGGUAUUGAUUUAGGAAGCAUCCUUACAGCAAGAAAGAGACUUCAAAAGAGAACAGAUACUGACGGAGGUGCUACACAUAAACCAAAUAAAGAUCCCAUGAUGGAUACAUUAAAUCUGAUUCGUCAGGGUGUGAAGCUUCGACAGGUCAAGGGUGAUGGUCAGUCUCAGAAACAGACCGACUGGGAGAAUUCUGAACUCUUCAAUGCAAUCAGUAAACUUAGAUCUCAAGUGGAAACCAUUGACACAUGUGACUCAGAUGAUGACUUUCUUUAGGAGAAGGCUUGCUAUAUUAUCUUAUAGACCUGCCAA
This is a messenger RNA of Lytechinus variegatus (green sea urchin), 2459 nucleotides long. Its product is annotated as junction-mediating and -regulatory protein-like. Gene Ontology annotation, biological process: Arp2/3 complex-mediated actin nucleation. Gene Ontology annotation, molecular function: Arp2/3 complex binding. Bases 84 to 2423 code for a protein of 779 amino acids. The transcript has 9 exons. Gene Ontology annotation, cellular component: cytoplasm. The record is from RefSeq and is a predicted model, not a curated record. NCBI's taxonomy places the organism in Eukaryota, Metazoa, Echinodermata, Echinoidea, Temnopleuroida, Toxopneustidae.